CUUGGAGUAGCCAACACUACCUACUAACCACCCAUAUAUCUCUCUGCCAACAUGUCGACCCGACCUCUUAACGAUGAUGAAGUCCUCACUGAAUUGAACAAAAUGGUCGCUUUCAUCAAGCGGGAGGCACUAGAGAAAGCAAGAGAAAUAAAGAUAAAGGCAGAUGAGGAAUUUGCCAUUGAGAAGGCAAAACUGGUCAAGCAGGAACAGCAAGCUGUU
This is a messenger RNA of Guyanagaster necrorhizus, 219 nucleotides long. RefSeq lists its product as uncharacterized. Gene Ontology annotation, molecular function: proton-transporting ATPase activity, rotational mechanism. Gene Ontology annotation, cellular component: proton-transporting two-sector ATPase complex, catalytic domain. NCBI's taxonomy places the organism in Eukaryota, Fungi, Basidiomycota, Agaricomycetes, Agaricales, Physalacriaceae. The record is from RefSeq and is a predicted model, not a curated record. Gene Ontology annotation, biological process: proton transmembrane transport. The transcript is spliced from 3 exons. The annotation marks the transcript as partial.